Lodderomyces beijingensis is the source of this 1773-nucleotide messenger RNA. The record is from the annotation of a GenBank genome assembly. Lineage: Eukaryota; Fungi; Ascomycota; Pichiomycetes; Serinales; Debaryomycetaceae.
AUGCUUGAAUACUUGUUCAGCCACAUUGCUCCCAAUUCGAUCCCACCGCCGCAAAGACAUGGCGACGGCAUUUCGUUGUACACUUUGCUCGUGAUGGAAUUGAACUUGACUUCUGUGCAUGAAGAAUCCGACUCAAAGGCCGCGCCGGACCCCGCCAAGGUGAAGGCGAACAACUUAACAGAUGAAGAGUCAUAUCAAGAAUUGGUCAAUAUGUUGAGCAUCCCGUGGUAUUUGGAAAAGUUUAUGAUUUUUGGCCUAAUCGUGUGCUUCAAUUCUUUCCUCACGCUAUUCACAUUGGCUCCAAUCAAGAUUAUAAUCGUCAUCUCGAAAGUAAUCAGGGGUGCGUUCAACAGGGAGUCCAAAACUGAGCGACUAUGCAAGCUUGCAACUGUGAGAAAAGAUGUCAUCACGUUGACACUCAUCUUUGCAUCUUUAGCCGUGCUAUAUUUGGGCAAAUUUGACAUUUCCAAAAUGUACCACGAUGUGAGAGGCCAAGCCGAUAUAAAGUUGUACGUCAUGUUUGGUGUGCUUGAAGUUGCCGAGAAAUUGUGCUCCUCGAUUGGCCAGGACUUGCUCAACAUCUUGCAUCACACUUCCUCCGAUACCCAUCGCUUUCGGUUCACCCUCUUUUAUUUGAUGUCGGUGAUUUACUUGUCAUUUCACGCAUACAUCUUGAUCUACCAAGCUGUGUCACUAAAUGUUGCUGCAAACUCCUACUCAAACGCCUUGUUUACCUUGCUAUUGUCAAACCAAUUUGCCGAGCUUAAAAGCUCCGUUUUUAAAAAAAUCGAUCGAGAAGGAUUGUUUCAAAUCACCAUGGCGGAUUUAUCCGAGAGAUUCCAGUUGACUGUCAUGUUGGGGAUAAUUGCAAUUAGAAACUUGUUGCAAUUUCAAGCAUCAAACGGGUUUACACUGAGCAGCAGCUGGACUACGUGGAACAUUUGCAUUGGCGUGAUACUAAAACCGUUUAUCAUUGUUAUUGGCAGUGAAUUGUUUGUCGAUUGGCUAAAGCAUUGCUUUAUUUCAAAAUUCAACAAGAUUAAACCAAAAGUCUACCGCAAUUUUUUGUACGUUUCGUGUUUGGACUUUCUUCAAGUGUUUCAAUUCAACGCUGAGGGUGAAAAAAAGAAGAACCACGAAUUCACCGACUAUAUUGUGCUCACCAGGAGAAUCGGGUUGCCCUUGUUGGCAUCUGCAGUUUGCUUUUUGCGAAUGACGUUGGGCGAUUUCAAACACGUUGUCGUGCUCAACACGUCCAGCCCCAUUUAUAACCUCUUGGGGACGCUUAGCAUGAUGGCCGCCAUCAUCUUGACCUUAUUAUUACUAAGGAUUCUCCUCGUUUUGGCCAUUUUUAAAAUUGCAACUAGUGCAGUCACCAGGCAUAGAAGAAUACAAGACGAACUAAAACUGAAGAUAUCUUUACACGGCCAAAACCAGGAGUCUCCCACGGUACCACCUGUACCACAACCAGAAACGCCAAAUCUAGCCCAAGAGGAACCAAAAGAAGUCAACGUGACUCUGGAACUGCUUUCUUCCCCCAUCGAUUUAUCCUUUUUACCGGGCUCCCCCAACCCGGAGACUUCUUCCAUCAACCCCAGCACCAGAGCUCAUUUGUACGAUGCUGAUGAAGUUGUCCCUCCUACACCGGAAGAGAAAAGAAACAACCAACUACUCAAUGGGCCACUAAAUGAACAUGAUUGGAGGGACGAUGAUGGAGACGAAGGUUUGUCCAAGGUGAUGAGGUAUAAAAUGUCGAGCAAGCGAAUAUGGUGA